AGCUGGAGGUGCCAAGGGGCCAGAGUGCGCAGCACCGGGCAAAGAGCAUGACACCAGCAAGAAAAAUAGCGGCAGUCGCAGCAGCAACAAUGGCAGGUGUACGGCCGACACUCCCCCACGCUCCCAGACGACGCCCUCCUUCAGGAACAAUGGGAGACCGAUUCAGCAGAAGUCCCGCCCCAGUCGGGCAAGGACUUUGCAUUGCCUCUGCUGCCUCUCUCUCUCUCUCUCUCUCUCUCUUUUUUCCACUCGCCAUGUCAUGCACGCUCGAGACCUGCUUUCGAUCGACUCACCCGGUGCUGUUAUGCGUAUGUGCCUUGUGACCCCCUUUCAAAACGAAUCCUUCGAGUCGGUCGACGGCAGGUGUAAGGAAAGAGGAGGGGGAGGCGAGGGGUAUAAGUGCCGUUGUCUUUUCCUA
Messenger RNA from Acaromyces ingoldii, 418 nucleotides. RefSeq lists its product as hypothetical. Lineage: Eukaryota; Fungi; Basidiomycota; Exobasidiomycetes; Exobasidiales; Cryptobasidiaceae. The transcript has a single exon. The coding region runs from base 48 to 323 and encodes 91 amino acids. The record is from RefSeq and is a predicted model, not a curated record.